UCGUAGUUGCUUUGCAUGGUGUUACGGGACAAUCAUGCAGUUGUAAGUGAGUACUUGCCGGGUAUCAACUUAUAUUUGUUGGCUUGGUUAAGAACGCAUUUAGUACUUUAUAAGGCGAUGUUCAGCACUCCUCAGUCGCAGUCACCUGAGCUGAGACAACUACAACACAGCACCAUGAAGAUUUCGCUGCUUUUCGUCGCCAUCGCCGUUGUGGCUCUGGCUCAGAUGGGCUGUGCCGCUCCGCAGCCGAAGCCCUUCAACUUCGGGAAGCUCGUCUCGAAGGUCGGCAACGUGAUGAGCGACAAGGGCAACUGCCUGGUCAAGAAGGGCGUGCCCAAGAGCCUCCUGAAGAAGGCCAUCGGCUGCUCCCCGUCGGCCUUCAUCGGCGUCGGCACCUACGCGGCCUGCGCGGGCAUCGCCAGCAUCCCCGACGCCAGGAAUGCCGUCUCCUGCUUCACGGGCUAGACGAGCCAGCCAUCCCCCAGUCCACUCCAACACCCAGGUACAUUAAAGCAAACAACAACAAGA
Thrips palmi is the source of this 528-nucleotide messenger RNA. RefSeq lists its product as uncharacterized. NCBI's taxonomy places the organism in Eukaryota, Metazoa, Arthropoda, Insecta, Thysanoptera, Thripidae. The record is from RefSeq and is a predicted model, not a curated record. The transcript is spliced from 3 exons. The coding region runs from base 16 to 465 and encodes 149 amino acids.